AUGCUCGAGGCGUGUGCUCCUUCCCUUGAGUUGCCUCAUUCACAACAACAACAUCAUCAUCGGAAAGAGAGUCCUUUCCUCAAGACUUCAACAACACGAGAGAAAUCAGAUGAUCCUAUGAAAAGACAUGAGGGUAAAAUUUUCUUUUAUUGGGGAUGGAAGAAAGAUGAUUCGUUUUGCCAGGUCCUCUCCUUACUAUUCUCAAUAAUUUUGUUAUACCUAUUGUUAGGAUUACCCAUAUUUCCCAACCUCACUAUUGGGUUCGUUGAAGGUUUUGAUUACGAUGGCAUGGAAGAAUCCGUGAGGAAAGUUUGCAGAGCUGUUGAAAACUUUGUUGAUCAAUUUCCAUAUUAUGACUCCUCCGAAUGUGUUUCCUAUGAUGCGUGCGAUCCAAAUCUCAACACAAAGAUUCCAGAUUUCAAAUGUGAAAAAGGUUUUGGUAUGGAUGUGGAAUGCAAUUGCACGGGUGAGAUGCUUUCUUUGCACUUCCCAGUGUUGCUUCAUGCACCCUUCGUAAAACUGGGUUCAGAUGAGGUCUUUGAGUGUCUAACGAAAAGAAUUGGAGAAAUUUAUUAUGAAAAUCGCAUGCAAAAUGAACACAUAUUUCGGCAAGUGGUAGGUUCUCCCCGAGGAAUUGGUCAGUUAUAUCCUGGUAUUAAAUGGAGAACAACAGAUAAGGAGAUAUGCAAGAGUGGAGCACCUGCUUUUGAUUGCCCCAAUUUUGAUUUCAGAACUCGGCCAUGGUAUGUGAAUGCUGCUUCAGGCUCAAAGUCAAUUGUGUUCGUUCUUGACGUAUCUUCUUCGAUGAGUAUGAAUCACAGAAUUGAAAUUGCUGUUUUUGCUGUAGAAAAUGUGAUCGAUGGUCUUACGGAGAGAGAUCGUGUUGGAAUUGUUUUUUUCAGCUCAUCCGCAUUCUUUUGUUCGCUACAUGGAAAAACUCUACUUCUUGCCACUCCCGAAAACAAAAAGCUCCUGAAAGCUUGUUUGGAAGAUAUGAUGCCAUUUGGAGAAACAAACUUUGAAAAUGCAUUCGAAUUGGCAUUUGAUUUAUUUGAAGCAGAGGCCUCUAAUAGCUCAUUUAAUCUCAUGCCAACGUGUGAAAAAGUGAUUCUUUUCCUUACUGACGGCGAAAUUACUGACGGAGAAGAUCCAACACCACUCAUUGAACGAGAAAAUGAAAAAUUCGAUGCUAAAAUAUUUAGUUUCAGUUUGGGGUCAGAUGCUGACUUGGAAAUACCAAAACGUAUUGCAUGCAAAAAUCGAGGUUUGUGGAACAAAAUUUCGGACCAUAAUCUUCUCGAUUUAAGAACUCAAAUGUCAUCAUACUAUGAGUAUUUGAGCUUUCGUUUGACAGACCAGCACGUCACGUGGUCAGAUCCUUUCAUGGAUGUUACUGGACUUGGUGAAAUAGUUUCUGUCUCUAGUCCAUGUAUUAGUCAACGAGGCAGAUUUCUAGGAGUGGCUGUAUCUGCUUGCAAUUCCUCACUUGUGAAAAAUGAUCCAGAAUACACAAAAAGAAAGGCAAAUAAUUUUAAAAAGUGUCCUGAUGACAUUCCUGAAGAUUUUCUCAUCUACUUGAGAAGUGGAGAAAGCUGUGAUUAUUGUGGAAACUGUGAUUUUCAACGAUGGUAUUUUGUGCUUGCUUGGUCAACUUUGAGCGUGUUGCUGGUUGCCUUACUAGCCACAUUGUUAACUUGUUUGUACAUUUUUAUUCGAAAGAUCAUUCGAAAAAAGAAGUGGCAACGUUUAAAAGACGAAGUAUACACAGAAUCGCUGACUCACAGGCCUUCAUUUUAUAAGAAACGUGGAAAAUUGGAAAAAAUUGUUCUUCCUUUAAAGAUUGAAGACGAAGAACUGGUGGUGACACACAGAUAG
Messenger RNA from Naegleria fowleri, 1875 nucleotides. RefSeq lists its product as uncharacterized. The record is from RefSeq and is a predicted model, not a curated record. The transcript has 2 exons. Gene Ontology annotation, molecular function: voltage-gated calcium channel activity. Gene Ontology annotation, cellular component: voltage-gated calcium channel complex. Lineage: Eukaryota; Heterolobosea; Eutetramitea; Acrasida; Naegleriidae. Bases 1 to 1875 code for a protein of 624 amino acids.